GUCAUUAUAUCAACUAAUAAAAAAUGAAAGUCAUCGACUAUUCUCGCAUUCUAAUAAUCUUGGCAGCUCUUGUAGGUGUUCUUCUUGUUCCAUCAAAGGCUCAAGACAGCCUCCAAGACUAUGUAAAUGCUCACAACCAAGCACGUUCACAGGUAGGCGUAGGACCGAUGCAGUGGAACGAGAAACUUGUAACCUACGCUCGGAAUCACAUAGACACACUAAAAGGCGACUGCAGACUCGUACACUCCAAUGGUCGUUAUGGGGAAAACUUAGCCAAGAGUUAUGGUGACUUGUCUGGUGUCACUGCCGUGAACUUGUGGGUUAACGAGAAGGCUAACUACAACUACGAUACCAACACAUGCAAUGGAGUUUGCGGUCACUACACUCAAGUUGUUUGGAGAAACUCAGUGAGACUUGGAUGUGCUAAAGUGAUGUGUAACAAUGGUGGAACCAUCAUUAGUUGCAACUAUGAUCCUCCAGGGAACUAUGUGAACCAGAAGCCUUACUAAUGUGUGAAGUGUGAUAAGAGUAUUGGUAAUUAUAAUAAUCCUUUUGGUUCAUAUUAUAAUAUAUUUAUAAAAUAAUACAAUGAGGUUAUGCCUCUUGGUUUA
Messenger RNA from Capsella rubella, 611 nucleotides. RefSeq names its product pathogenesis-related protein 1. The coding region runs from base 24 to 509 and encodes 161 amino acids. Lineage: Eukaryota; Viridiplantae; Streptophyta; Magnoliopsida; Brassicales; Brassicaceae. The transcript has a single exon. The record is from RefSeq and is a predicted model, not a curated record. Gene Ontology annotation, cellular component: extracellular region.